Molecule: messenger RNA, 932 nt
Organism: Suillus paluster
Lineage: Eukaryota; Fungi; Basidiomycota; Agaricomycetes; Boletales; Suillaceae
Exons: 1
Coding region: 188-691 (167 amino acids)
Source: RefSeq, a predicted model, not a curated record
ACAUCCGCUCUCGUUAGUACUCCUGUGCCACCCAGGUGACUCGCGCAUGUCACGAAACCUUCUUCAUCCUUACUUCAAUCAAAUCACAUCUCUCUACAUCCAUUUUUCCCGAGGAGCGGACCAACCUGAACUUUCGUUAUAAGACCUCCCUGCGCUUCGGGAGCAACCGUCAUCACAAUUAUGAUACAUGGACAAUCUAUUGCACAAUAUAUCUCGCGAUCUUAUCUUCUUUCACCCCGUAUGGGCCCACCUGACGCAUGUCGAGAUCAAGUUAGAUCAACAAAAUGCAUUCCUCCACUUGCUCCAGCUAGGUCCCAAUCUCUCCUCAUUGUCGAUUCACAUGCCCUACGGUUCCUCCCUAAUACAAGCCUUCAAGCUAGUCACGCACAACUCGCUUCAAUCCUUGCGCAUCACUCUCACUGAUAACCUACAGAUGAGAUACCAAAUGCCUCACCUGUUUAAUACUCUCUCGCUUCCCAAUUUACGUGUACUUGAAGCUUGCGGUUUUCACACAUGGCCUCAUGAGGAGUUGAAAACAUUCUUGGCACGGUCAAAUUGUCCCCUGGAGAGCCUGAUUUUCGGCGCUUCGGAAGGGAUGACGACAGAUCAGUGGCGAGCAGAAUACAUUCCCCUUAUUCCUUCCCUUCGAGUCGAAGUACUAGUAGGAGUGGAUUCCAUGCAUCAUGGUUGACUUAUAAGUAUACUUGCGGUACGAAUGGCUUCACGGACUUGUAUCAGCUAUCUUACUGCGCAGAUAUCUUUCACGACUGCGGGACCAUUCUCGAGCUCUAUGAUACUUCAAGCUCUCCUACUACCGUAGUACCGUGGGAGUAGCGGAUAUCGAUAAGUAAAUAAUCUCCUCCGGAGUCCGAGCGACCUCCGAGUCGAACCUGGUUCGUCGCGUUAGCAAACAAUAUGCAGGCAGCCAAAGC